ACGCGCUGCGGUUUCCGGAGGCGGAAAGAUGGCGGCCUGGGGCCCCGCGGGGGAGAGGCGGCGGCCGCUCCGGCUCCCCCGGCCGCUUCCUCUGCUGCUGCCGCUGCUGCUGGCGGGAGGACUCGCGGCCGCCGGGAAGAUGAAGGUGGUGGAGGAGCCCAACAGCUUCGGGCUGAACAACCCCUUCCUGCCUCCUUCCAACCGGCUCCAGCCCAAAGCGGCGCCCUCCCCGGUCUCAGGGCCCGAGCAUCUUCUUAGGCUGGCGGGCAGGUGCUUCGGUUACGUGGAAUCUACGUAUAAAUACGAGUUCUGCCCAUUUUAUAACGUCACCCAACACGAGCAAACGUUCCGGUGGAAUGCCUACAGCGGGAUUCUCGGAAUCUGGCAUGAAUGGGAAAUUGAAAACAACACUUUUGUUGGUAUGUGGAUGAGAGAAGGAGAUUCUUGCGGAACAAAAAAUAGAGAAACAAAGGUACUUCUUGUAUGCGGAAAAAACAAUAGAUUGGCUCAAGUAUCUGAACCAAGCACUUGUGUUUAUUCUCUUACAUUUGAAACUCCACUUGUUUGUCACCCACAUUCUCUUUUAGUCUAUCCAACCUUGCCUGAAGCUCUUCAGAGAAAGUGGGAUGAAGUUGAGCAGUUGCUUUAUGAUGAGUUAAUUACAAAACAGGGAUACAAGAAAAGGUUGAGAGAACUGUUUGAAGAAGGCUCCCUUUUGAAAUCAACAAGAGACAAAAAAGAGAAGGACACUCAACUUCGACCUUUGGAAUUUGACUCCGUAGAAAAGUGCAGCAAGGAGUAUAAGCGACUUUCUAACGAUCUGCAGAAAUUGUCAGAUUUACUAACCCAGCAUGGAAUUGCAUAUGAAACCGUCCUAUUUGGAAACGGAGAUGGCAACCAUACUACGCAAGCACUCGGGAUAAAGAAGUCAGAUCUUAGCACGAUUUCAAAUGCUAACAAGCAUGGAGAUGCUGAACCUCGGUACAAUGCCUCAUGAGAAAAUGGUCAUCUUCUCCCAGCUGCGAGCACCUCGGGUGUGGGGCGAGGACGGCAAACCAUGGCUUGACCCCAUUCCUUUGUGGAGAACCACAACUAGAGCCCCAUCCAGGCCCCAUACGAGAACAGCAAGAGCAGGAUUGAGAGUCUCACGUGCUCAACUCACACACUGGUGCUGCAGUGGCCCUUCUUUUCUCAGUGGGAGUCUUGGACCUUUGAAUAAAAUUACAGAGUUAUAACAAUAGUGUACCUUCUGUGCCUGUUGCUGACUUUCCUUCUGGACCAGGAGAAAGAGAUUUGCUAGUAUUCAUUUUGUGUAAAACUACUUCAAGUUUUAAUCUGAAUUGCUAACAUGGUUUCAUAUACCAAAAUGUUUCUUGACUGGAUCCUGCUUUGAUGUAGAGAAAUGUUGGUGUUGCCAGCUCUGGAAGGUCAUAAUAAAGCUCCUUGUGCUGAGA
Molecule: messenger RNA, 1454 nt
Organism: Pseudonaja textilis
Lineage: Eukaryota; Metazoa; Chordata; Lepidosauria; Squamata; Elapidae
Gene: GNPTG
Product: N-acetylglucosamine-1-phosphate transferase subunit gamma
Cellular component (GO): Golgi apparatus
Source: RefSeq, a predicted model, not a curated record